GAGGAUUCAAGAAAUGGAAUGUUCAAUUAUCAAACUUUCGUGCUUGGAAGUCUUAUUCAAGCUUCAAAGUGUAAAUCGUGGAGCAACAUACUGUUGAUCUGUCAAAGAAAAUGUCUGACCCUGAAAGUCACCACCAGUUUGGUGCCCCGCACCGCGGACUCCGCCGCCGUGGUCACCUAACUGUAAGAUCAAGCUCUAGCCAUAAUUCUUAUCCUGGAUCGAUUAGACGCCACUCUCUUAUAGAUCCUCUUUCCCCCCCUGAGAAUAUCAAACUCGACUGGAACCGGAUGGGAAAUCCCCCAAACAAUGAGAUUUAUGUCCAGAGAGUAGAAGGACCGGUCGAUGAGCGGCCAGAUGCUGCAAAUCUCACAAUUCCUCUAAGAAAUGAGAUAGUUACGACAGAAGGCGUAGAAGCAGUAUGGAAUAAAGAUUCGACGAAAGACGUUACGAUACACUUGGACUUCGAAUUUGACGAGGAUAUUGAAGCUCAUGUGGAAGAUCUCACUAGACUGAGAAGGCUGGGUAACUUUGAGACCGCGUUGCAGUAUAUUGAGUCGUGUCCAGAUGAAUGCAAAAAUCAUGAGGACAUUGCCGUCAUCUACGCAGAUAUUUUGUUAAUGCAAGGCGAUCUCAACUAUGCAAAACUUACAAAAUUGGGAGCAACCUUUCAAAAAAUAUACCAGCAAUGUAUAGACUGCGCAAUUUUCAAGAUGAAAUUUGUACGGGCCUCGGAUUCUGAUUUCGAUUAUGGCGCCUAUAAUCGUUUGCAGAGUGAAAUGGCUGAGGAGCUGAAUUCAAAAUUUCCUCUACUCAAUCCAAUGCAGGUAAAACUUCUUUGCAAUUGGUUACGGAUAGAGGAUGCAUUCUAUAUCGCAAAUAGAAUUUCCCCAUCCAAUUGGAAGACCCUCUACGAGCAUCUUGCUUCCCAAAAUCGUGUCUCAGAUAUGCGAGAUCUGUUCCACACAAUUUCGGAAAGCGAUGUCAUGUUCGCGAUUCAAGGUUGGUUUGAGAUGAACCUUGAUUCCGAGAACUCCAUCAGCAGUUUUGUCACAGAAUGGACCAAAUCACGCGACGAAUUUACAGACAUUGCUCUUCUUGAUGUCUUGGCCUCAAUGUGUUUAAAAAUAUUCUUGAAUUACGUGUACCCUCGCAAAGAAUAUGUAAGGCACGCAAGUCAAUGUAUAGAAUAUGCUCGGCAACUCGCCAAAUCUGUCACUAGUAACAAUCCCGAAAACACUAAAUCCGAGUCCUACUUGACAUGGAUCUUGGCAGAGGAAAAAUUGUCGAGAAUCCUCAAAAGGAGCGAACCCCGCUUAAUUAACCAUUUUAGGGGGUUUCCUGGUAUUGUCAUUUGGCAACGCGAUCUUCCAAUUUAUGUUCCCUUUAUGAAUGAGAACCCAGGUUGGGUCACAGAUGAGCCACGCAGACAAUCUGAUGAUUUACUGAAACUUGGGCUGCAUACAGCACAGGAAUUGGGCAAUUAUUCGUUAGAAGGGAAGUUCUUGGAAGAAAUAAUUCUUGGUUCCCAGGAACCGCAAGAACGAUUGAAAGAGAGAGCGCUCCUGCAGAAAGAUGAACAAAAAUAUCGGCCUGGAUAUCUUGCAACAUGUCUGACAAGGUAUCUUGUGGCAACAGACGAAGCCAAGCAAAGAGAACUGUACGAUGACUUGAGCAAGUUUGAUGAGGAAGAAAUAGGAUUUCCUGCAGACCGUGGUGAUGCUAUGAUGUUGAAAUGGUGUCAGAAUAGAAUCCAAAGAGCAUUGUGUAUCUCUCUUAGGGGGACUAAGAAACAGCUGGAUAUUCAUGCUCGAAAAGAAGUAUUUUUGCAUAAAGAGGUUUCAGAGAAUCAUCGUCAAUUUUUCGAAAACAAUAUGAGAUCAAUGGCAAUGAAUGAACAGAACGAUUCUUCUUUGAGGAUUGGUCGCAAUCACAAUGACAUUUCAUACCUUUGGUAUGAGAAAUCUUCUGUUGCUGAGAAAGAAAGAUAUUGGGAGAACAGACCAAGGAGGAUGUUUGAAGGCAUAAAUAGUGAUAUGAUUAAGCCAUCAGAAGAGACCCUUUUGGAUAGCAAUAUGGAUGAAUGGGAGGGAAGAAUGCACCCCAGCAAAAGAGAUAGAAGGGCACAAGCGAAGAAGACUGCACAAUACUUGAGCAAACAUCUUUCUGCACCACAGCAGGCUAAUAGAGCCCAUAUCAAUACCGAGGAAGAGACCCCAAGAUCAUUAUAUUACAAUACAAGCGACGGCGACGACCUUUAUGAGAAAAACGGUCCAUAUCCUACGAUCACUAAUGAUAGACACAGUACAGAUGAAUCUGAAACAGGAGACUCUAUAUAUGAAUCGCUUGAUGGUAGAUGAUAGAGCUAUGACAUCGAAUACAGCAGGCGAGUCACAAGAAGGAGACAUAGACUGGUACUAUAGCUAGUCAGCGUUUUUUUUUUCAGUCAAUAAGCACGGCUUUCAUUUAUCUAUCAGAGGCGAGCAUAUAAACUCCUAGCGUUACCAAAUUAUCUAUUUAUUUUUUCUCAUCUCAUUCUAUACUGUUUUUUUCUUGACAUACUCUAUGUUUCCUUUCCUUAGAUGAGAGAAUUAGGAUGUUCACUAGGACCAUCUUUCUCGGAAGUACUCUCUUAUUCCUCAAUUUUGAAGUAUUUUUUAACUCCA
Botrytis cinerea B05.10 is the source of this 2663-nucleotide messenger RNA. RefSeq lists its product as hypothetical. The record is from RefSeq and is a predicted model, not a curated record. The coding region runs from base 111 to 2357 and encodes 748 amino acids. Lineage: Eukaryota; Fungi; Ascomycota; Leotiomycetes; Helotiales; Sclerotiniaceae. The transcript is spliced from 2 exons.